GACAAAGCGGGUGGUCCAACAGUGUGUGGACGGUACUGAGCUCUGUCCACCGGAGCCGACCACGGCGGAGGCGGCGAAUAUCAGAUGGAGAUGACAGAUGUGCGUGAAGACCUGGCCGCCCUUCGCCGGGAGGUGGCCGCACUGAGCAAAGUGGUGGCUGCCCUUCGUGAAGAGAUGUCCGCCCUUCGGGAAGUGGUGGUCCCCCUUCGUGAAAAGGUGACCAUUCUGAGUGAGGUAGUGGCGAAGGACAAUUCAGAUAUGAAGAAGCUAAAGGGGGAGUACGCCGCACUUCACGGUGCGAUGGUCCGCCUGGAGCAGGCAGUUAUCGAAGAGCGGACCACUCGCCAGACCGUGGUGGAGGAUCUGCGGCAGGAGGUCCGCCGGCGAGCGGCGCCAUCCGGCCGUCCCCAGGGUAAAAUUACAAAAGCGUUUCAUGACGUCACGGUACAGACGGAGCCCCAACCAUCGGCAGUCAAUGACGUCACGGUACAGACGGAGCCCCAGCCAUCGGCAACUAGUGACGUCACAGUACAGACGGAGCCCCAGCCAUCGGCAGUCAGUGACGUCAUAGUACAGACGGAGCCCCAGCCAUCGGUCGCCAGUCUAUUCAACACGCUUGAGGAGGCGCUCGGCCUUGUAACCAUGACGACGUUCGACGCUCCGUCAGCCCUUGGCGAGGACCAGCUGACGGCGCUACUGCAGAGUCUUCCCCGCUUGGAGGAGCUGACCGUCAGUGUGCCGUCCUUCGGAACGGGGCGGUGGCUGCGGCUGCUGCCGACGUCACUGAGGACGCUAUACGUUGCCGGGCCGGAGGUGACGAAGUCGAGGUGGCCGGGACGGUACGGGAGUGGUCUGUCGGUAUCUCUCCAGGGGGUGGCUGCCGACACCAUCAGUCACCUGGCCACGGAGCUGGGGUCUCGGAUUACGCUACUAGUCACGGAUGGUGAGCAGCGGGGGAAGUUAUUCAUAUAUUAA
Amphibalanus amphitrite is the source of this 975-nucleotide messenger RNA. RefSeq lists its product as uncharacterized. The transcript has 4 exons. Bases 85 to 975 code for a protein of 296 amino acids. NCBI's taxonomy places the organism in Eukaryota, Metazoa, Arthropoda, Thecostraca, Balanomorpha, Balanidae. The record is from RefSeq and is a predicted model, not a curated record.